UGCAGAUGUAAAAUCUAAGGGAAUGUGCUUACCAGCAGAGGAAGGAAAAGUGUUCUUGCCUCUUUAUCAUUCUGAAUAACAAGAUGUCUGCUGAGGAAUCAUUUCAUUUUGCUAAUGUGGUAUACAAGGAUGACUACAAGGAAACCAGUUCAGCUAUCCCGAUAAACUGGAUGAAAGCAGGAAUCUUAUAUUGGCCUCCAGCAUCAACAAAAAAUCCGUAUUCUUUGUUGAGAAAUUGUGCAGAGCCAGAUGCAUCGUGGGAUGCAUAUACAAUUUUAAAAGUAAAAGGUUUUUUCCGUACACGUAAGGAAGCUGAGAACGUGGAGGACUCGACGGCCACUGAGCUGGAGUUGGAAGAUGAACCAUCCUCCAAGCGACGCAAAAUUAAACCACCAUCAGAUCCACAAUAUGAAUACAAUUUUGACGAAAAUGAAGGAAAUAGUUCAGUUGAAGAAGAUGACCAGGAGAAUCGGAAUCAUCCUAAAUUCCCAUCACCAUCAGCAUCUAGAAAACUACCGGUAACGAAGAAAUCAAGACUAUCUAAUACCGGAGAAAAUGGACAAAACAGUUCAGUUGAAGAUGACCAUGAGAAUCCAAAUUAUCCUGAAUUCCCGUCACCACCUAGAACACUACCGGUAACGAAGACAUCAAGAUCAUCUAAUAUCAGCGGAAUCAGAGAAUCACCAUUGAACAGUAUGGUAUAUGACGAUAACACCAGUGCCAGUGAAAACAGCAGUACGUGUCAACCUUCUUUUGUUUGUUCAACCCCUGUGGGAAAAACUGUACUGGAAGAACGCAACAAGGGUGGACGACCAAAAAAAGUAGAAAACUUGCAGUAUCCUGUUGAGACUGCUGCUUUUCAACGGAUGGUAUUGAUGAAAUUAGCAGACAUAUCGCACCGUGUAAAAAAGCUGGAACGGAAGCGUGUUGCUGCUAACAGCAAUACUCUGGAAGAGUUCCAGAGAGUAGUAUCUGUACAGAGUCUAAAAGACUUAGAGGCGCAGCUCGGUGAUAAUGAGAGGAGAAAUGCAUUUAUGUACUUCCGAAGUCCAUCUCUCUACAUGAUCAUCUACAUGUGUGAUGUCAUGUUCUGUGGCUUCUGCCAGUGCGCUUACUGCCAGUGCAUGUCGGUGUUGAUAGUACGGGUUCCUGAUACCAUCCAGCUGUUCGAAAAAAUAAAGGAGCCCUAUCCGUUUAGUCCGCUACUUGUCCAUUUCACGGAGGAUAAAGUAGAUCUGUCCGGUAGCUUUUUUCCGCCGGACAAGUCAGCUUUUUAG
Messenger RNA from Priapulus caudatus, 1277 nucleotides. RefSeq lists its product as uncharacterized. The coding region runs from base 84 to 1277 and encodes 397 amino acids. The transcript is spliced from 12 exons. The record is from RefSeq and is a predicted model, not a curated record. Lineage: Eukaryota; Metazoa; Priapulida; Priapulimorpha; Priapulimorphida; Priapulidae.